AUGUCAACUUUUCUCAUUUUCCUACUAUUUUCAUUCCUACAAUCCAUAAAUUCAUAUAGAAUUCUCGUAUUUUCACCGGGUUGUAGUAAGUCACAUUUAAUAUCAAAUGGAAGAUUAGCAGAUGAAUUAGCACAAGCUGGACAUCAUGUGGUAUGUUUCAGAAUGUUUCCAUGAUCAGUUUAAUUUCAAAUCUUGAUAUUUUGUUCAGACUUUGUUGGAAAUUGAUAUGUUGAAUAACACAAGAAACACAAAAACUUCCAAAUUUGCAACUCGAAGAAUAGUGGAAGGUUUGGAAAGUGCCCCAAAAUUUCAAAAAUUAUUAUCCGAUCUUUCUGAAAAUGUUAUGCAUGAACCAUCUGUUUUGGACAUUGCACGUGGUUUUUGGAGUUAUCAAAAAUCAUUCAACGAAAUUUGCGAAGAAUUUUUGAAGAAUCAUAAAAUAUUCGACGAAAUGAAGGCGGCCAAAUUUGAUGCAUUUUUUGGAGAACAAAUAAACAUGUGUGGUUUCGGUUAUGCCCACGCAUUACAAAUUCCGAGAAGAUUUUUGAUUGUCAGGUGAGAAAAGGUGAAAAGGACAUUUUCGAACAAACCACAUUUUUUCACAUGUUUAUGCAAUAUAAAUAUCAUGUGAAAAGGUAUAUGUUAAUUAUUAGGUAUGGAAAUUAGAGCGGCACAAAACAACAAGGAAGUUGACAUUUACAUUUUAUGAGAAACCAGAAUUUAGUUUGACCUUUUGAUUUUCGAACAGUUCCAAGGGAUUUCCAAGAUGUCCAAAUUUAACGCAAACUAAUUUGAUUCCUCAGAACUUUUUCAAAGUUAGCCUUUUCAGUUGUCCUUUUCACGGCCCAGCUUAUGAUCAAAUUGGACUUCCAAUGGCAAUCGCGGAUAUUCCUAUGACUUCCGAUUUAAGCCCAAAUCCAACAAUUGGAGAAAGAGCAAUAAAUAUUGCAAAAACAAUGACACAAUUAUGGGAAUUUAGAAUUCUGAACAUGUAUUUGACUGACAUUUUCAGAGCUGAAUAUGGACAAGAAUUCCCACAAAUUCUAGAUAUUCUUCGUGAAAUUGAUUUCUCGUUUGUGACAACUGAUGAAAUUGUCGAUCAUUCUUCGGUUACUCUUCAAAAUGUGUUACAUGUUGGUGGUUUAGGAAUUCCAGAAGAUCAUUCCGAACUGAAAGAACCAUUUUUGAGUGAAAUGAAGAAAGGAAAAAAUGGAGUUGUGUUGUUUUCUUUGGGAACAAUUGCAAAUACAACAAGACUUCCGAAAACUGUAAUGCAAUCAUUUUUGAAAAUUGUACAACAAUUCCCAGAUUAUCAUUUCUUGGUUAGAGCUGAUAAAUAUGAUGUAGACACUUUUGAAGCUUCCAAAACUAUAAAUAAUGUGAUAAUAUCCGAUUGGCUUCCACAACCACAGAUUUUGAGUGAGUUGGGCUCUACAGAUUUCGAGAAAAAUAAUGGAAUAACUUUCAGAUCAUCCACGUUUGAAGCUGUUCAUAACUCACGCAGGUUAUAAUAGUAUUAUGGAAAGUGCCAGAGCUGGUGUUCCACUAAUAACUAUUCCAUUUAUGUUUGAUCAGAAUCAGUAAGUUUUAGUAACACCUCAGGUUUAUAUUGAAAAACUAUAAAUUUUUAGAAAUAGUCGAGCAGUUGAAAUGAAAAAAUGGGGAAUUCGACGAACUAAAGAUCUUCUGAUUAGUAAUCCAGAAUCAAUCAGAGAAGCGAUUUAUAAAAUAUUGAAUGAACCAGAAUAUACACAAAAUGCACAUCGAAUUCGAGAUUUGAUUGCAUCGAAACCAAUGAGUUCCAAGGAAAAGUUCAUCAAAACAACAGAAUGGGUUAUUGAAAAUAAAGGAGUUCCGGAAUUAUUAUUCCAAGGUCGAAAUACAAAUACAAUAAUCUAUUAUAAUCUCGAUAUUAUUCUACCAAUUUUCCUGUUUUUCGGAUUUAUUUUGAUACCUUCAAUUAUCAAAAUGUAUGUCUGGAGUUGUUUUGGACACUUGAGCGACAAGAAAUCAAAAGUCGAAUGA
Messenger RNA from Caenorhabditis angaria, 2025 nucleotides. Lineage: Eukaryota; Metazoa; Nematoda; Chromadorea; Rhabditida; Rhabditidae. The record is from the annotation of a GenBank genome assembly.